UGCCGUCCCCCUCCCACUCGCCAGCUGCAGCUCUCCGCGCGUCCCCAGCCUCACCCCUUUUCGGAGGCCCCCUCCUGUCGCGGCUCCCGAGCCCGGAAGUGGAUGUGGCCGCUUGGCAAAGAGGGCGAGGGGGAGGGAGAAGUGCUUCCGGGGAAACGGGCCCCGGGUUGGUGUUUGUAAACUUGCCUCGGUCCCGGCGCGAGCAGCGGCGGCCGCGGGCUUGGCACGGGGCGCCUGGGGCCUGGAGGGGGCGCCGCGCGGCGGAGGAGACAGCGGGAGACCGCGCCGGACAGGUUUCUGGAACAGACCUAGAGCUUCACCAAGAGAAUUCGACUUGGAAACCAAGACUGGUAGACUCUCGAUUCUUCCGGCAAGAAGCAGAAGUCAGAGAGAGACUACGGAUUUUUGGGACACCUGUUUUCCUUUUGGAGGACGCUAAGUUCUUUGGGAAGACAAGACAGUUCAGUAUGGCAACAGAACUGAAAGAACAGGAGGGAGAGCCGUUACUGUGAUUUGGUGACAGUUCUUCAAACAACAGUGUCCUAAGGAAAAUUGGAUAAAGAAUUUCUGAACUUGUUUUGGGUUCGUUAAGUGAGGAGUCAGCAUGGCUCAGGUAAAAAGCUCUAGCGUCCUCCUUCAAGACCGUUCACUGGGAAGCCUGUUUGCAGUGUCACUCUUGAAUUCUGCCUUAGUCAACAGUAUUGGCCAUCCCCAGUGAGCCGAGCUCUGUAUUAAGCACCAGGGGGAGAUCUAGAGGAAGGAAAGGAGACAGGCCACAGCCCCUGCCUUCAGGGAGCUUCCAGUCAAAUGAAGGAGGAAUUUUAUUGAGCUCCUGUUACAUGCAAGGCAUUGUGCUUGGAGUACAAAGAUGAAUAAGAUUGUCCUUGUCCCCCAGCAAGUCUUCUGGCUUGUGAAGGCCUAGCAGGUGUGAGUUUGGUUCCCACUGCAGCCAGCAAGAAGAUGAUGCUGAGUCAGAUUGCCAGCAAGCAGGCCGAAAAUGGCGAGCGGGCAGGUAGCCCCGAUGUGCUGAGGUGUUCCAGUCAGAUGGACUGUAAGCCUAGAUUUGAUUUGUCUUCAAAGGGCCACCGAAAAGACAGUGAUAAAUCCCGCAACCGCAAAGAUGAUGACAGCUUGGCUGAGGCCUCUCAUUCAAAAAAGACUGUUAAAAAGGUGGUGGUAGUGGAACAAAAUGGCUCUUUUCAAGUAAAGAUCCCCAAAAAUUUUAUUUGUGAACACUGCUUUGGAGCCUUUCGGAGCAGUUAUCACCUCAAGAGGCACGUCCUUAUCCACACUGGUGAGAAACCGUUUGAGUGUGACGUAUGUGAUAUGCGUUUCAUCCAGAAGUACCAUCUUGAACGCCACAAGCGGGUACACAGUGGCGAAAAGCCUUACCAGUGUGAACGAUGUCAUCAGUGUUUUUCUCGGACAGACCGGUUACUCAGACACAAACGGAUGUGCCAAGGAUGCCAGUCCAAGACUUCUGAUGGGCAGUUUUCUCUAUAGGCAGGAGGGGCCCUAGGUGGUGGGAGUGAUGAGGAGCGUCUCCUGAAGAGCAUGACCUUUGCUCUGACGUCCCACCACCACUCACUCUGGACCUGUCCCCCUUUCUAGAGGACUGGCCCCCGGCGAGCAGAAGAGCAUCUGAGGACAUCGGCUCCAGAGCCUCAGCUCUGUAACUAGUCUGGGACUAUGAGUGUCCCGGGGACACCUGCAGCAUUCCUGGGCAAGGGAGCUGGUCCCUGAACCUCAGCUGAGGUGAGGUGGGGACUCAGGUGCAGGACCAAGACUGAAGUGUUCCCACAACCUAGGACUGGAACUGGCAGCUAAAAUGGAAAGGACUGGGGAGGGGUAUUCGUUUGUUCUGCUCUUGUUUUUGUUUAUCCAAAAGCAGUUUCAGCAGGUAAACUGGAGACACAGGUAAUGUGGAGGGGUAAAGUCCUGAAGCACAGGGAGGACUGUGCUGGUCUGGCCGUUCCUGUUACCGUAGUCCCUCAGUGUUCCACAGCCCUGCACAGUACUUCCUCUUUGAAAGCAGGCAGGGCGGGGGCUGGCAGCUGAGCUUCCUUGGACUUCUUAUACACUGUGAGGACAAAAGGAGAAACUAGGAAGGACAGACGUGGGCUGGACAAGAAGAGUGGGCAUACCUUUUUUUAUCUCCUCAAGAAGAGCGGUGUUGUGCCACGGGCAUUCCCAUGGUUUGUGCAGCCCUGGGGCCUGAUGGGGUCAGCUCAAGUGCCUUGUGGAGGAAACUUGGGUGGGGUAGCCCAUGCAGCCCUUCUCUCUGGGCAGUCGGUCUUGGUUGUGGUUUGUGGCUACCUCGCUUGUCCUUGACUCCAGAACCCAGGCGGAGUUGAGCAGGGAGUUGUGUCUGAGUGGGCUGUCCUUUGUGCCCUCUUAGAACAAGGAUAGUCCAAAGUUUUGCUAACAACUGUGAGAACAAAGAUUGUGACAGUCCUGACUGACGUGCGUGAUAGAGCCCUCUCCCUGCUGGAAUCCUCCGCCUGUUCAAGUAGAGGAGAUGGAGGUCUGGUCUGGUCUUCAGUCUCAAAGAACCGACCUUGGCUCCCUCCUUGAUAGGCAUCCCUACAGAGUGGUGGUCGAGGAUGCUACAGAGGGAGAGAGGAUUGCAGGAAGACACCUAAUGUCUAUUUUGUUCUUGACCUUAACUCUGUUCCAACACCCUGUCCAUCUUGUCUUCCCCUGGAAUAGUGAUUGGAUUUGUUUGUAUGUCUGAUUUGUGAGUGCUUGUGUUUCUUUGCUUGGAAGGGAUGAGAAUUAUUGACCGAAAUUUAUUCGGCCACCAAGUUAGAGGACAGACAGACUUGAAGGACGUCUGUCUCCCAGAGCUCGCUGAGAACAAGGGAGCAGAGGGGCUUGUUCCAGAAGGGUGUUGAGGCUUUUGGUUGUUGUUAGGUUGAUUUAACAGUGUACUGGCCAUAGUGUUUCUAAGCCAGGGCUUCUGAACAUGUAUUUCCUAAAGUGAAAUAACACUCUUCCUGCUAAAGAGAGGAUUCUCAAGGGAGAUGUUGGGAUUUUGUUGAGCGCCACCCGCCCCGAGGCCUACUUCAGGUGUAAUCACUGGGUUACACCUGAGUGCACAGCUGCAGCUGCAGCUGUGGGUAGGACUCUGAGAUGGCGGCCUCCAGGAAGAAGUUCUUGACUUGCAAAUGAAAGCCAGGCAGCAACCUAUCCUAAGGUCUUUUCCAAUUUUGGGGGGGAUGGUCUGCCACAACUUCAGGGCAGAGGCACUAAACGGAAGAAGGGAGGGCGUCUCACCCUUCAGCUCUCCUCUGGUAGCACCUGAGAGGAGGUCUGAGGAACAUGCACUGCCGUGUGUCCUAGCUGUCUGCUGUCCCUCUGACAUGCUCUAGGACCUGUACCUCAGACCUUCAUCCACCACAUGGUCCCUGGGCAUCCGUGCGCAUGUCACACAGACCCUUUACUGUUAGAGGGUUCUGCUGGGCUGGGAUUUUUCUGUCAUAAAACUCUGGGAAAGAGGAUACAUUGAGAAAGAUAUCCUUCCAAAAAAUGCUUUUGAGAGUGGGGGUCCCUCUCUGCCACUUGAAGAUGAUCCGUUUGUGCUGAAAGUUGUAAGAGUGACCCGUGCCUCUGCAUGUAUGAAUGUGUGUACUGGGUCAGAGCAGACCCUGCAGACCAUGGCUGAGAGAAGUGAGAGAACUGAAUGUGUACAUACAGCUCAACCACACUUCCAAGGCCAGGUUUGAGAAGCUCAGAAGUUGGCAGUGGGUGAGGGCAGACAGGUUCUGGGGUGGAGGUAAUACAACAGCCCAGGAGCCACAUCUCUACCCAGGGAAUGCAGACAGCUGCAAAGGUUCCUGGGCCCGACGCCGCCUCUGCUGGGGUGGGUCGUUAGCACUGGACAGAUGUCUCAGGUGUGUGUGGAAGGGGACAUGAGGAGAAGGUGGGUGCUCAGACAUCAGGAUGUGGAUAUGGGGUUGGUGGGGAGAGUAAUACCAGUCCUAGGGUGGACUCCCACAUCAGGCCCUGCCAUCCUGCCCUUUCUGGUGCCUGCCCUUUCCGUCAGUCCGUCCGUCCAUCCCCAACAGCCUCUUGUCAUCAUUUAGCUACUGAUUGUACUUCAUGGCUUGACAUAGGGUUAGAGGAGUGCGGUGGCCACUCUCUCCCCGGGUUCCCUCUGCCCCUGCUAUGGCCCUGGGCUUUUAUCUUCAGUUCCCCUCCUGUCCUGCUCUAUUUUUUUUUUUUUAAAUAUACUUAUUUUGCUAUGGGGGAGGGGACUAUCGAAUGGACAAGAUCACUUUUAAUGUAGUUUUUAUAAGAUGUUAUAAACUCGUAUCUUUUUACCAUUAAAGUGCAGUGUAUGUUCCUUCGUGACACAUUUAGGAUAUUUAAAUAAAAAGGAUGGCGCUUUUCUACA
Molecule: messenger RNA, 4396 nt
Organism: Rattus rattus (black rat)
Lineage: Eukaryota; Metazoa; Chordata; Mammalia; Rodentia; Muridae
Gene: Znf740
Product: zinc finger protein 740
Exons: 8
Coding region: 961-1503 (180 amino acids)
Biological process (GO): regulation of transcription by RNA polymerase II
Cellular component (GO): nucleus
Molecular function (GO): RNA polymerase II cis-regulatory region sequence-specific DNA binding; DNA-binding transcription factor activity, RNA polymerase II-specific
Source: RefSeq, a predicted model, not a curated record